AUGCGCCCGAAGAAAUCGCAGGACCCGCUCACUGCAGACGCACGCGGCCACACCAACCACCGAGCCAGCUUCCGCUAUAACACGCUCGAACUCGUCGAUGACAAGCCCGGAUCUGCCGGACUCGGCUCGAACGUCUUCUGGAUCUGGGGCGGGUGCUGCGUCGCGUGCUUCAUCUUCACGUUUUUCUUCAUCUACGAGACCAAGGGACUCGCGCUCGAGCAAGUCGACAUCCUCUACCGCAACUCGAACGCCCUCCACUCGAACAAGUUCCGCAAGCAGAUCCUUGACGAGAACCUCCACGACGAGGACAAGGAGGCUUACUACGCCGGUGCGCAGAAGAACCCGGUCGAGAAGGGCGAGCACAGGGAGGACGCUAUCAUGCGCGACCUCUGA
Molecule: messenger RNA, 393 nt
Organism: Rhodotorula toruloides NP11
Lineage: Eukaryota; Fungi; Basidiomycota; Microbotryomycetes; Sporidiobolales; Sporidiobolaceae
Product: MFS monosaccharide transporter
Exons: 5
Coding region: 1-393 (130 amino acids)
Biological process (GO): transmembrane transport
Cellular component (GO): membrane
Molecular function (GO): transmembrane transporter activity
Source: RefSeq, a predicted model, not a curated record